UGAUAUAGUUGCAAAACCUUUAGUAAAUAUUCCACCAGGAAUUACAAGAGAAGAUGCAGAAUAUCUUUCAAAGUUGUGGAAGUCAACUGAAUAUCAGGAGAUGUGUGAAAGAAAUCAAAAGAACCGUUCUAAAUUGAAUGUAUCUCACACAUGUGGUUCACAAAGUAUACAACAAAGAGCUGAAAAAGAGGUUCAAGUCACUAACGAAGAACCGAGUCGAAUUAGAAUUUGGGAGCUAACUCACUUGAGCAACAAUGGAUUGGCUGUAAAUGAAACUACGCAGGAGAAAAUGUCGAAACUUAAAUCAUAUGCUUCUCAAGUGAUUGAUGGUACACUUGACAUGAACGAGGAUGAGACUUUUGUACGAGUAUUUGGACCGGAGAAACACGGGCAUGUUCAUGGUUAUGGAGUAGGUGUUACUCCUUCUGAGUUGUUUGGAUCAUCGUCUACUAUACGCGAUCAUGAGCGUCGUCUCAAUGAGUCCGAACAACGACUUCAAGAAUUUGAACAACAAAGAAAAGAAUUUGAACAACAAAGAGAGCUUGAGGUAGAAGUACUUAAGCGUCAAAUAAGCGAAUUAGAAAAUCGUUUUGAGGAUAGAUUUCAAAAAAUGAUGGCAGAGAUGUGUAAAAAAUUUGUUUCUAGUUGAUCAAUUGUAGUUUGAUGUUAUAGAAUUUCGAUAGCCUUUUGCUGUACUUUUAUGACAUAUAAGUUUACUUUCAUUCAUGUCAUUGUCUA
Messenger RNA from Benincasa hispida (wax gourd), 738 nucleotides. RefSeq lists its product as uncharacterized. The record is from RefSeq and is a predicted model, not a curated record. Lineage: Eukaryota; Viridiplantae; Streptophyta; Magnoliopsida; Cucurbitales; Cucurbitaceae.